Aspergillus ochraceoroseus IBT 24754 is the source of this 1352-nucleotide messenger RNA. Its product is annotated as ribosome biosynthesis protein MAK16. Lineage: Eukaryota; Fungi; Ascomycota; Eurotiomycetes; Eurotiales; Aspergillaceae. The record is from RefSeq and is a predicted model, not a curated record. Bases 103 to 1071 code for a protein of 322 amino acids. The transcript has 2 exons. Gene Ontology annotation, cellular component: preribosome, large subunit precursor; nucleolus. Gene Ontology annotation, biological process: maturation of 5.8S rRNA; maturation of LSU-rRNA.
GGUCUUGCACCAUCUCAUCUUCCCCAAGAGAACAUUUAUCCCCCAAACCCAAGCGGACCAAAUUCUUUGCGCCAAAGCCGGCGUGGCUGAAUUUUUGACAAGAUGUCUUCCGAUGAAAUUGUCUGGCAGGUUAUUAACCAGCAAUUUUGUUCCUACAAGCUCAAGACUACUAAGGGCCAAAACUUCUGUCGCAAUGAAUACAACGUCAGCGGUCUGUGCAACCGCCAGUCCUGUCCGCUGGCAAACUCUCGCUACGCUACGGUCCGAUCAGACCCAGAGACUGGCGUGAUGUAUCUAUACAUGAAGACUGUGGAACGAGCACACAUGCCCAGCAAACUGUGGGAGCGGAUCCGGCUGUCCUCAAACUACGCCAAGGCCUUAGGGCAAUUGGACGACCGGCUUAUCUACUGGCCGAAAUUCCUGAUACACAAGUGCAAGCAGCGUCUUACGCGGCUGACACAGGUAGCGAUUCGCAUGAAGAAACUCGCAAAGGAGGAAGAGCGCCUGGGUGAGAAGAUUGUGCCGAAGUUGGCGCCGAAGAUCCGACGUCGGGAGGAGACGCGCGAGCGCAAGGCCGAGUCUGCGGCUAAGGUGGAGAGAGCAAUUGAGAGGGAGUUGAUUGAGCGGUUGCGCAGUGGAGCCUAUGGUGAUCGGCCGCUUAAUGUGGAGGAGGGUAUUUGGAAGAAGGUGUUGAGGGGUUUAGAGCGUUCUGGAGAGGGUGAGCGGGAUGAGGACCUGGAUGAUGGUGAGGAAAUCGAGGAUGAGGAGGAAGAAGGUGUUGGUGAGGUUGAGUAUGUUAGUGAUCUUGAUGAGGAUGAAGACUUGGAAGAUAUUGAGGACUGGCUUGGUGGCGAGUCGGGCGACUCGAGUGAUGAUUACAGUGACGAGGAGGACGAGGAGGACAGCGAUGAGGCAAGCGACUCCGAGGACAAUGAGGAAGAGCAGAAGAAGGCCAAGCCUGGGUCUAAGCGAAAGUUCUCUGCACCGCCGCCGAAGCCCAGGAAGAAGGGUGGUCGAAUUGAGAUCGAGUAUGAAACUGAGGGCGCCGCUAAGGAUAGCCUCUUCGCAUAGAGGAAACAGCCAUUAUCUCCCAGGUUGGGUUACGGAAACAGAAAAGCAAGGCAUCAAUAUCAUGGUCUUUUUGUCAACUCUAUUUACUUUGUUUGGCGUUAUUUUGGUUUCUGUCGUGUUGGUCUGCUGCCGCCGCCAUUGGGCGUCUCAUACCCAGCGAUUGCAUAUACAUAUACAUACCUAGGUUACGGCUCCACGCUCUUUUCUCGUCUCGCAGCUGGUGCGUAAUUUUGAUUAGUCCGAUUAACGGUUAUAGGACCACUUGGUACAUCUAAUCUGCG